Chenopodium quinoa (quinoa) is the source of this 3707-nucleotide messenger RNA. RefSeq lists its product as uncharacterized. NCBI's taxonomy places the organism in Eukaryota, Viridiplantae, Streptophyta, Magnoliopsida, Caryophyllales, Amaranthaceae. The transcript has 20 exons. The record is from RefSeq and is a predicted model, not a curated record. The coding region runs from base 720 to 3707 and encodes 995 amino acids.
UUCAAUUUAAAUCACUGAAAAAUUGCUUCAAAAUACUCCAAAAUUGCUUCAAAUGUCUGAUAUUCGAGAAGAAAUUAAACAAUCACAACAAAAAGAGUAAGUAAUUUCGUUAGUUUUGUUCAUUUUUUGAGAUUGUAGUGCAAUUUUAUGUGUGAAACCUUAAUUUUGUUCAUUUUGUUGCGAUUGUAGUGCGAUUUUGCAAAAAACCACUACAGAGAAGAACAUGAAAGAAGAAACUGCAAAAUCGGAGCAAAAUGUAUCUAAAGAGUAAGUAAUUUUGUUCAUUUUCUUUCGAUGACAAUUAUAGUGCGAUUUUAUGUGUGAAACCUAAUUUUUGUUCAAUUUUUUGCAAUUGUAGUAUGAUUUUGGAGAAAAAUACUUCACAGACGAGUAAUUUGUUGAAAAUUUCUGAAGAAAUGUAUGAACCCUAACUUUUGUAAAACCUAAUUUGUUCAUAUUCUUGCGAUGAAAAUUAUAGAGCGAAUUUAUUUGUAAAACCUAAUUUUUGUUAAAAUUUUUUGCGAUUGUAGUAAUUGUUCUAAGAUUUUACUGAAAAUAACUAAAACAUUAACAAUUUAUUAAAUAAAACAGAGACGAUGAUGAUGAUGUACCUCUUCAGUCAAGAGUAGACAAAUUGAAAAAAAAACCGCCAAAAUGAUCCAAUUGUAGAUCCGGAACUUUUAAAAGAUAUUGACAAGUCAAUUGGUACGGAUUUAACAAUGUCUCCACUACCAAGUGAACAAAGUGAGAACAUUCCUGCUACUAAUGCAACAACUAAGAGUGUGUCUGCUACACAUAACACAACUGACAAAGAGAGUAGGGAUGAAAGCAAGCAAGAAGAAGUUCAACCAAAAGUGCAAAGCAAUCCAGUAAAGAAUAGUCUUGGCCAAAAAAAACCCAAAGAUGAUUCAAGAAUAACAACAUUAAAGGACAAGAUGCAAGAAAUACAUUUAGACAUAGAGAGAAACCCAAAAAAGUACAAAGAAUCGACAAUCAGAAUUAUGAGAAAUCUCAAAAGAAUGGAAAAGGCAAGCAAGGAAAUCAGGAAAGGUGAAGCAAAAAAGAAAGAAAAAGGGCCAAUAGAAGAGAAAACUGUGGAAAAAGAAGUACAAGAAGGAAAAAAAGGGACUGAAAAAGAGAAAAGCCCUAAAGACAAAACUGUGGAAGAUGUCUUUCCAAAGACAACAAAUGUAGAAGAAGGACAAGAGGGAAAAAAAGAGCCUGAAAAGGAGAAAAUCCCUAAAGAGAAAACAGUGGAAGAUGAGUCUACAAAGACAACAGAUCCGAAAGCACAAAUUGCACCUGAUUUUGUUCAAAUUGAGGAUGAAACUUAUCUUCUAGAUCAAGAUGAUGAUAAAGUUUCCACAAAACUUAGUGAGGAGACAGCUCCAUCAUCACAAAAAAGUGAUCAGUCAACCAAAAUGAAAACAAGAUACAAAAUGGUUGCAAGGAAAAACAAAAACAAAAGCCUUGUUGUUGUGCCAAGUGGUAGAAUUACAAGGAGCCAAGAUGUUCUGUUAGAUGAAUCUGAAAAGGGAAGCCUGAAGAAGGAUGUUGAACCUGCUAAAGAAACCGCAAAAAUAGGACAGAAGAGAAGAAUGUCUACAAGGAAUUUUCCUAUUCAAAAGGAAGCUGAUGCACCACCUCCAGCACCUACUCCAAUAAAAAAAAUGGCAGGUGCUCCUGCUGAAUAUCCUCCAGACCAAGGCAAAAAGGGUGGGAAAAAGAAAACUCUAGAAGAAGUGAAGAAAACUUCUAAGGUUGCUGGCAAAAGAAAAGCAGAUGUCAGUCCUGCCAAGAGAAAUGCUGGAAAGAGAAAAAAAAUACAAGAAGUACCAUCAGAUGAACCCUCUCAAGAUCCUACUGAUGAAAGUUCUACUGACAGUGAUGAUGAUAGUGAAGAGUCAGUUUAUAGAGCAGAAGAAGAGCCUGUCAGUGAGGAUGAUUAUGAGGUGGAGGAAGAGGAGGAAGAGGAAGAAGUAAAGCUAAGGAAGAAACAGGCAAAGAAAGGGAAUUCAGUGAAGGCAAAGGUUGAAAAGGAGGAGCAAAAGAUGGUACUGUAUGAUGAAGGAAAGAUUGAAGGUAGGAGAAAAAAGAAAAUGAAAACUGAAAUGGUUCAAGCAAUAGAAACUGAUGAAGUUGAGGAAAUUCAGGAAGAUGAAUUUGAGGAAGAGAAAUCUUCAAAGAGAGGAGGACAUGUGAAGUUCAUUGCAUGGAUAAAAAAGAUGACACCUACCCAAAAACAACAAAUUAUUGAUAUAGGGUUAGGAUCACUUCUUGACAUUAGUUUACCUCAACUUGAUCAAAAGUUCUGUAACUGGUUAUUGGGAAGUUUUGAAGAAAAUAGCCAGUGUUUUGAACUACCAAAGAAUGAAAAAAUAGAAAUUGAGGUAGAGGAUGUUAGGGUAGUUUAUGGCUUGCCUACAGGAGAAAUUCCAAUUGUUGAGCCAAAGUCUGAUAAAAUUAGUGAGGAGUAUGCAGAAUUUCUGAAGAAAUGGAGAAAAUCAUGGUCAGGAAAAACUCCAUCAGUGAGUCAGAUUGUGAAUGGAUACAUAAAUGAUAAAUUCACCAACAACAGACCACCAAGUGAACAUUUCAUUACUAACUUUUUAGCAGUGGCUGUGAACUGCUUGAUGAAAUGUGUAUCAAACAAUCAAUGCCAUUUCAAAUUUCUUUAUUCUAUGAUGGACAAAGAAAACAUAAAAAAUUUGAACUGGUGUCAGUUUGUAUAUGACUCACUUAUCAAAUGUCAUGUUGAUUGGAGAAAGCAGCAAGGCAAGGGGUUCUACAAAGGCCCUCUUCAAUUUCUGAUGUUGUUCUAUUUUGAUAGAGUUCAGAGGUUAGACAAAAGGCCUCCAAGAACAAUUCCUAUCAUAUCUGCAUGGAAUAGAGACAUGGUUCUUGAGAGGUUGAAGAUUGAAUUAGAAUUGGGAUUUGGGAGAGGGAAAAUUCUACCAAGGAUUGCUGCAGAAGUUGAAGAAAGUCCUAAGGUUUUUAUGGAUGAUUUUGUUUCCCUGGUAAAAACAACUUGUUCAAACCUGUCAAAGCUUUCUUCAAAAUUGGUGAAGGCAAAGGAUAUCUUCCCUGGAAAUGACUUGGUGAAAAAAGUUGAUGAAGUUUUAGGAAAGGUGGUAGCUAGGGAACCAUCAAUUCUAAGCCAAGAUGAAGAAUUCUUUGGCAGUGAGGAUUUCCUAAAUGCACUUGCACAAGCUAAGAAGAAUCUGAUGCAAGGGUCUGAAAAGCAAACAACUGAGAAGCAAAUGACUGGGAAGAAAUUAACCAAAAAGGGAAAGGAAAAAGAACAAGAAUAUGACAUCAGAAAAGCUUUCAGCUUGGGGUUGACUCCACCUUCUCCAGCCAUUGAAACAGGGCCCACCUUUUCAACACUUGGUGAUAUAAUUGAACAACCAAUAAUUUCAACAAAUGCUGGAGAAAAGGAUGUGGGUAAAACUUCAGCAGCUUCAGAACAAAGAAUUGAAGAAUUUUCUAGAACUGCAACUGGUUCAAAAUUUGAUGCUGACACUAGGUCAGAUAAUGAAGGAUUGCCUAGAACAGGAUCUGGUUCAGUGGUUGAUGCUGACCCUAGGUCAGAUGGUGGUGAAAAAAGUGAUGAUCCAAAAAACACAGUUGGAGGUGGAAAACAAAACAAGGAAGAUGAUAAAAUAUCUAGAUGGAACAAUUUAACUUAUGUUACUAUCGUGUUGUAA